Lathyrus oleraceus (garden pea) is the source of this 1488-nucleotide messenger RNA. Its product is annotated as endoglucanase 1. The transcript is spliced from 7 exons. Gene Ontology annotation, molecular function: hydrolase activity, hydrolyzing O-glycosyl compounds. Bases 1 to 1482 code for a protein of 493 amino acids. NCBI's taxonomy places the organism in Eukaryota, Viridiplantae, Streptophyta, Magnoliopsida, Fabales, Fabaceae. Gene Ontology annotation, biological process: carbohydrate metabolic process. The record is from RefSeq and is a predicted model, not a curated record.
AUGGCUUCCACUGCAAUAUAUUUACACUUCCUGUUGUUCAUUUUAACAUUUUGUUCAUUCAUUCAUCAACUAAGCUUUUCUUUCAGUUCACAAGAGUAUCAUGAAGCUCUUGAAAAAUCUAUUCUAUUCUUUGAAGGACAACGUUCUGGAAGAUUACCAUCCAACCAGAGAGUAACAUGGAGGGGACAUUCUGGUUUAUCAGAUGGCUCUUCUUAUCAUGUGGACUUAGUUGGCGGUUAUUAUGAUGCUGGCGACAAUGUGAAGUUUGGGUUUCCAAUGGCUUUUACAACAACAUUACUAGCAUGGAGUGUCAUUGAAUUUGGAAGCUCAAUGCAUGACCAGAUUGACAAUGCUAGAGAAGCUAUCCGGUGGAGCACGGAUUAUCUUCUUAAGGCCGCCACCACAACGCCAGACACAUUAUAUGUCCAAGUUGGGGAGCCUAGCAUGGAACAUGGGUGUUGGGAAAGGCCAGAGGAUAUGGACACUCCACGGAAUGUGUAUAAGGUAUCACCUCAAAACCCGGGUUCUGAUGUCGCGGCCGAGACUGCAGCUGCACUGGCAGCUUCUUCAUUAGUAUUCAAAGAUUCAGAUCCAGCCUAUUCCUCCAAAUUGCUUAUAGCAGCCAUCAAUGUAUUCCAUUUUGCAGACAGUUACAGAGGCUCUUACAAUGACUCUCUUAACUCUGUAGUUUGUCCAUUUUACUGUUCUUACUCUGGAUACAAUGAUGAGUUACUUUGGGGUGCAUCAUGGAUUUACAAAGCUUCUGGAAUAAAUUCCUACAUGGAGUUCAUACAAUCAAACGGUCACAUAUUAGGCGCCGAUGAUGAUGGUUACACUUUCAGUUGGGAUGACAAGCGACCUGGAAGUAAAAUAUUACUUUCAAAUGAAUUCUUAGAGAAAAAUUCUGAAGAGUUCCAGUUGUAUAAUGCACAUGCAGACAGUUUCAUUUGUUCUCUAGUACCAGGAACUUCUAGUUUUCAGGCUCAAUACACCCCAGGGGGUGUUUUGUAUAAAGGAAGUGCGAGCAAUUUACAGUAUGUGACAUCUACAACCUUUCUUAUCUUAAUACACGCAAAGUAUAUCAGCUCAAAUGGAGGUGUUAUCUCGUGUGGAACAUCAAAAGUCACAGAAAAAAAUCUCAUAAACUUGGCCAAAAAGCAAGUUGAUUACAUUUUGGGGGAUAAUCCAACAAAGAUGUCUUAUAUGGUUGGUUUUGGAGAGAGGUAUCCAAAGAAUAUUCAUCAUAGAGGUUCCUCUUUACCUUCCAUUCACCAGCAGCCUCAACAGAUUUCUUGUAACAGUGGAUUUCAAUACUUCAAUUCAGACUCACCUAACCCAAAUGUUCUUGUUGGAGCCAUUGUUGGUGGUCCUGAUAUCCAUGACAAUUUCUUUGAUGAUAGAAAUAAUUAUCAACAGUCGGAACCAGCAACUUAUAUUAAUGCACCUUUUGUUGGUGCUCUUGCUUUUUUCUCUGCUCAAUAAUCAAGU